Molecule: messenger RNA, 133 nt
Organism: Dentiscutata erythropus
Lineage: Eukaryota; Fungi; Glomeromycota; Glomeromycetes; Diversisporales; Gigasporaceae
Source: the annotation of a GenBank genome assembly
AUGUCCGACUACUUCGCUAAACUUAGAGCCUAUGAUCAGCUCCUUAGUAAUUGGUAUACAAAUACCUCUCCAAACAUGUCUCCAAAGGAAUACAGUUACUAUAAAGACCUUUUACAUAAAGUUUAUGCGGGAG